Bombus impatiens (common eastern bumble bee) is the source of this 630-nucleotide messenger RNA. RefSeq lists its product as uncharacterized. The record is from RefSeq and is a predicted model, not a curated record. The coding region runs from base 195 to 527 and encodes 110 amino acids. The transcript has a single exon. Lineage: Eukaryota; Metazoa; Arthropoda; Insecta; Hymenoptera; Apidae.
AGAGAGCGAGAAGAGUGUGGAAAAGGGAAAAGAAAGAACUAUUGGGCAGAUGUCAGAAGAAUCGAAGAGGAGAAGGACAGGGCAGAGAGAGAGAGAGAGAGAGAGAGAGAAGAAGAAGGAACAUAGUAAUCAAAGGAGUAGACUGGAACGAAGGAAGCAAUGCAGAGACAGUAAAGGAGUUCAUAAGAGAAAAAAUGAAAAUAGGGGCAGAAAUAGAAAGAACACAUAUGAUAAGGAUGAGGGACAAAAACACAAUAAUAGUGGCGACGAUGAAAUCAAUAGAGGAAAAAAUGAGGAUAAUAAAGGAACAAAGCAAAUUGGGAAAGGAGGUAUACACAGAUGACGAUCUGACAAGAAAAGAAAGGGAGCUACAGCAACAAAUAAGAAGGAUAACUAGAUUAAGAAGGGAAAAGGGCGAAGAUGUGAGGAUAGAAUAUAAGGAACUAAAAAUAGAAAACAGAUGGUACAGGUGCAACGAAAAUGAAGAGAGGCUGGAGGAAGAAAGAAAGAGAGGGGAAGAACAAUGAAAGUAGGGGAAAAGGGGGGAAAGGGGGGCUACAAAGGGGAUGAAAAUGUGCUUCUGGAAUGUAGCAGGGUUGAUAAGUAAGGUCAAGGAGAUGUGGAAAUAUU